This is a messenger RNA of Oldenlandia corymbosa var. corymbosa, 1668 nucleotides long. Lineage: Eukaryota; Viridiplantae; Streptophyta; Magnoliopsida; Gentianales; Rubiaceae. The record is from the annotation of a GenBank genome assembly.
AUGGCGGCAUUCUCAAUCCACCACCACUAUUACCAUAGUCUCUUCUCAAUUCAAGCUCAUCCAAAGCCCAGCGGUUGCUGUUUAUUCUACUCCUCUUGUUGUCGGAGUCCCACAACCAAGAAUCGUCACAAGCUGCCAUUGCUGACGAAAUCGUUCCGCAAUCAUCACCGUUCUUCUCCUAAUUCAACCACCACCACCACCACGCUGUCGCAGCAGCAAGGCGAAAAAGACAAGGAAGAAGAAGAAUCAUCCCGGUCACGGAAUUCAGGCGAACAACUGCUUCGAAACGUUAUUAAAUUGGAUGCACUAGGAUUGGAGAUUUUAUCCAUCGCAUUGCCGGCCGCACUUGCUCUUCUAGCUGAUCCACUUACUUCCUUAGUAGACACUGCAUUUGUUGGCCAUUUAGGAUCGGUUGAAUUAGCCGCUGUAGGUGUAUCUGUUUCUGUGUUCAGCCUCGUGUCCAAGUUGUUCAACGUUCCUCUGCUCAACAUCACAACAUCAUUUGUAGCCCAAGAGCAAGCUGCAACUGGGAAGGAUUCUGAUGAAUCAACAGUUCCUGAUGAUGUUUCUGACCACAAAGGCAAGAUAACCCUUCCUUCCAUAUCGACUUCAUUGGCUCUUGCAACUGGACUUGGCAUCGCAGAAACUUUUGUUCUCUGUCUUGGAUCUGGCUUCUUAAUGAAUACGAUGGGUAUAGCUGUUGACUCACCAAUGCGCAUGCCAGCAGAACAAUUUUUGACCCUGAGGGCAUUUGGGGCUCCUCCGAUAGUAAUAGCACUUGCUGCUCAAGGAACUUUCCGUGGUUUCAAGGACACAAGAACUCCUUUGUAUGCUGUCGGAGCUGGAAACAUACUUAAUGUGAUAUUGGAUCUGAUUUUGAUAUUUUUCUUUAAUUUGGGCAUUGCUGGCGCUGCUGUUGCUACUGUGACAUCUGAGUGUUUGACUGCUUUGAUCUUGCUAUGGAAAUUAAAUGACAAAGUAGAACUCAUCACUCCAAAAUUUGACUGGGGAAGGGUUGCUCAAUAUUUGAAAUCAGGUGCUCUGUUGAUUGCUAGGACUAUAGGAGUGCUUGUAACUACUACUCUGGCCACAUCAAUGGCAGCAAGAGAAGGGGCUGUUAACAUGGCUGGGUACCAGAUCUGUUUUGAAGUUUGGUUGGCUGUGUCUUUGCUUACUGAUGCAUUGGCACUUGCAGGACAGGCUCUACUUGCCACUGAUUAUUCCCAAGGGAGUUAUGAUGAAGCGCGCAAAGUUGUUUACAAGGUCUUGCAGAUUGGUGCAGUAACUGGAGUGGGUUUUGGUGCAAUCUUGUUUCUUGGUUUUGAAGCAUUGUCCAGCUUAUUUACUGUGGAUUCGGAUGUACUGGAAAUUGCAAGAUCUGGUACCUUGUUCGUCGCUGGGUCCCAGCCAAUAAAUGCUGUUGCAUUUGUCCUUGACGGGCUCUACUAUGGGGUUUCUGAUUUUGAAUACGCGGCAUACUCUACGGUUGCAAUUGGAGGUUUGUCAGUAGUCUUUAUGCUCGUAGCUACUUAUUUUUGGGGCCUUACCGGAGUCUGGGCAGGGUUGUUUUUCUUUAUGUCUUUGAGAGUUUUUGCUGGAAUCUUGAGGUUGGGUUCAGGAGGUGGUCCCUGGAAGUUUCUUCGUGUCGAUAUGGACGGAGAUGCCUGA